Oncorhynchus mykiss (rainbow trout) is the source of this 6381-nucleotide messenger RNA. RefSeq names its product plexin domain containing 2b (gene plxdc2b). Lineage: Eukaryota; Metazoa; Chordata; Actinopteri; Salmoniformes; Salmonidae. The record is from RefSeq and is a predicted model, not a curated record.
UAUUAGACAAUUCAAUAUCAGACAUUAGCAUAAGUCAUUAGGAGCGCGCAAAGUGAGCGCACAAGCAGUUUAUGACCGAUAAGUAAAGCGUGUUUUCAACAGAUUUUAUGGUUGAUUGUUAAAAAAAAAGUUGAAUGAAAGAAACUGCCUUAGAGUGUGAUAUGUCCCUGUUGUGUGUCACAAAAAAGGCCAUUACUAUGCAGUUAUUGGUGGAUACCAUAUUCCAGAAUAGAGAAUACGCGCAUCAACUGCGAGUCUGGCACGGCAUUGUUGUGGGACUGGUGGUUUGCACUGACUGUCAAAAGCAAAACACUAUAUUGGUGGUGGUGAAUUGGUGUGACGAGGGAGCGGGGGCAGCUCACCAUCCUCUCUGAGAACGCAACUCACAUUACACCUCCUCUUUCCCGGGUAGGAAUGAGACCUAUGUUUGCGGAGCUGGGAUGACCUCAAUAUUUUGAACCGUGUUGCUUGUUUUAGUGGUGGCUAUGGUCCUCUCUCACUCACUCACACACACAUACACACACAAACAAAACACCACACAUCAUAUUUGCCGUUUGUAAACCAGCGAACAGCGCAGACAGGUUUUUCUCUGCAAAAGGCUGUCUUGCAGACUACACUCGAGAAGAGUUACGGAGUGGAGUCUACGUUUUGGACACCCUACGACUUUGGUGUAUAGAAAAUACAUUCUAAAAAGAGGAGCAGUGCAAUCAGUCGUGAAUCUCGGAUAUGUCGGGGGUGAAAAUAUUCAACCUUGUUGUUGGAGUUGUUUUAGUUUUGCAGUCUCUUGGAAAUGCGUUUCAAGUGCCUGGAGGGGACCUGACAAACGGGGUCUCCUACUCCUACCUGCAGGGGCAGCCGCUGGCUGAGGAGGACGUGGCAGUGGAUGUGAAGUUGUACAGUCACCGGUGGAGGAGGUGGCUGUCCCCAGAACAACCACGUAACAUGGACAAUAACAGGGCCAGCCAGGACCAGGAUCAGCAGGACCAAGACCAGAGUCAAGACCAGCCUGAGGGGAACUUCCCAGGCCUGCUCUCAGCAGAGGACAGCCAGGACACUGACAACAGCUCCCAGAUAGAGGAGGACACAGAUCACAACUACUACACAUCAAAGACCUACGGCCCCACGGACCCCAUCAGCAAGGACUUGUGGGUAAACGUUGACCAGAUGGACAAGGAGAAGGUGAAGAUCCAUGGCAUUUUGUCCAACACUCACAGGCAAGCUGCGAGAGUCAAUCUAUCCUUCGAUUUCCCCUUUUAUGGACAUUUCCUGCGUGAUCUCACCGUGGCAACUGGUGGGUUCAUCUACACGGGUGAUGUGGUCCACAGGAUGCUGACGGCCACCCAGUACAUCGCCCCCCUCAUGGCCAACUUUGAUCCCAGUGUCUCCAGGAACUCAACCGUCAUCUACUUUGACAAUGGCACUGCUCUGGUAGUCCAGUGGGACCAUGUCCACCUGCAGGACAGCUACAACCUGGGCAGCUUCACCUUCCAGGCCACACUGCACAGUGACGGCAGGAUCGUCUUCGCCUACAAAGAGAUCCCCAUCGAGGUGGCUCAGAUCAGCUCUGUCAAUCACCCGGUGAAGGUGGGCCUCUCCGAUGCCUUUGUGGUGGUCCACAGGAUCCAACAGAUUCCCAAUGUUCGUAGGAGAACGAUCUAUGAGUACCAUCGCGUGGAGCUGACGAAGACCAAAAUCACCAACUCCACAGCAGUGGAAAUGAUGCCUUUACCGACAUGUCUCCAGUUCACCAGCUGUGGCAGCUGCAUCUCCUCCCAGAUCAACUUCAACUGCAGCUGGUGCCACCGCCUUCGCAGGUGUUCCAGUGGGUUUGACCGCCAUCGGCAGGACUGGGUGGAUAACAGCUGUCCUGAUGAGACCAAGGACAAAAGCUGUGAUAUCAUCAACACCACACAACUCUAUCCGUUCACCACCACGUUAGUUGCCAAGACAACAGGCCGGAGCAGAGGAGAGACCACCACAGCCGGAGCCUCUUUGUCUACGUCCCUCUCCCCGACCAGCGUCCCCACUGAAGAUGACACCAAGAUUGCUCUGCAUCUCAAAGACAAUGGAGCGAUGCCAAAGGAGAGUUCUGCAGAGCGGAAGGGCACACACCCCCUGCACACUGGACUGAUCCUGGGCAUCCUCAUGGUCAUGCUCAUCAUGGCUGCCACAGUCCUGGUCACCGUCUACAUCUACCAUCACCCCACCUCGGCCGCAAGCCUAUUCUUCAUCGAGAGACGUCCCAGCAGGUGGCCGGCCAUGAAGUUCCGCCGAGGGUCCGGUCACCCGGCCUAUGCGGAGGUGGAGCCCGUGGGCCAGGAGAAAGAGGGCUUCAUCGAGUCUGAGCAGUGCUAAAGGGCAUCCCCCCCACCACACACACACACACACCCCGCCGUGUCGCUCUCCCCCCUCCCGUAUUGCCCCCCUUGCGCCCGCUCCACAGGGACUGACACACCAGUAUUGCCCCAGAAACAGGCCUUCCGAAUCUGCCAUACCCAUGGCGACUGAUUGACGCUGGUCUCUUGUUUUGUUGAUUAAAACACUCACUGUCAAGAUUGUAAACUUAAAUUAGAAAAUUGUGGAGGUGUUAAUUUGAAAACCCCACACUCUUGCUGGUUGUUGAAGAGUGGGCCUUGUGUUUGGUGGACUACCAUGGUGGACUACCAUCUUCAACCCUAGCUUGUCCAACAGAGAGCUGAUCUGAGAGCUUAGGGAGGGUCACUGCCAGAGGGACUGUGCUGUAGGUAAACCUUGAAAACGGAUCUCAAGUCAGCUCUUCGUCCAAGUCCUCAAAGUCUCACACUCGUGCUGGUUGAAGUGACUGACUGACUGACUUGUUGGGGACAGAGGGAAAGUAGCCACGUUUAUACCUGGUGCUAACAUGCGUCCUUUGUCCUGAUCUUGUCCACAUUUUGAUCGUGCCAACAUUUUAAGACGUGUAGAUGAUUAAAAGACACAUUGUGAUCGGAUUGUGAUCAGAUCUUCCUGACCACCUCCGGAGGUAGUCAAGCACGCAUUGUGUCUGGAUAUCGAUUGAGUGUAAACAGAUGUGGAUGGUCAAACCAUUUAAAUCAUCAUAAUACCGGCCUUUAAAACAAUUUACAGGUAUCAAAAUUGACUUAGGGGCUUCAGUAACUGUCUUAAAACAAAUCAUCCAUAUUAUUUUAAAGAAUAUCUGUCAAAUAAUUUGCAUACAGGGAGGCAUGAGCUAAUCUGGUCACAAUGCGGGCACAGUGGACGGAUAAGAGACACAUUUUAAUACUAUGUGUGGAGGCGAAAAAACCUUGAUCGGAUAGUGAUUGGAUCAUAUUGAUCAGAUCACGAAACUCACAUGUUAGCACAAGGUGUAAACUAGGCUAUUGAGUGGGUUGUACAGAGUAACUGUGAUGCAUUGGGGGAGUAGGUGGAAUUAUACAAUAUAUUUUUCAGAAACAAUACUGAGUAUGUGAACAGAGAUCUCGACUUUAAAUGUUGGUGAGGUUAUAUAGACUUUACAUCCUUUUGGGAUUUUGCAAAUGUACUUUUUUCGUAUUUUGUUUCUGUUGCUUUUUUUACUUGGGUUUUCUCAUAAUCAGUGUGGGGGGGGUUUGUCUUGCUUCCCACUACCACAAUAAGGCUUCUUUACCAUAGCUUUUACUCCAUAGUGUGGUUCAAUAGUGUGAUAUGCUCUUGCUACUGCCACUCAUCCCACCAAGGAGUAGCAGUCUGCAAGUCUGGAAAUGUUCAGUUCUGUCUCUUUUGUUCAGCUCUGGCAUCUCUUUUUUUUCUCAUUUUGUCAAAGAUUGUGUGGUUUUUGCUUACUGAGAGAACCUCUGUUUUCCACGAUGGGGUGAUGGGCACACUCUUCUCUUCUCAUUGGUUUGAUUGCUCCCUUAUUAACAUACUGUAUGUUGUUGUUAUUUUUUUUACAGUGAUUUCAGUACUGCCGUGCCAUUAUUUCCUUGACUGGAGUCUGCUCAAACAUUUUUUGCACAAAAGGUUUUUCCAUGCACAUAUAUCUUUAGUUCAUUUGACUUGUGGUACUAAUGCAAAAUUGCAAGACAGGCGCUUGUGACUGUGUGUGGUUGUGUGUAUGCAUGGUCUAUAUGUGAGUGAUUGAGUGUUUGUGUGCGUGUUGUGUUUGUGUGAUUAGAUAUCCACCUGCUUGAAGGUGGGUCAGUUUGAGCUGGUUCUGUGUAAUUGAUGCUGAUUGGUUGACCUGAGGUACAUUAACAAGAUGUUAUGAGACGCGUUGGCGAUACAUUAAAAAACGUACCUGGCAUGAGUUUGCCUGGGUUUUGAAUUGUGGUAUACAGUGUGGUUUUCAAUAGCAGUUUGACCUGCUGCUGUUUCAACCUGAAGAAGAAUCUAAAUUGUACAGGACUGGAGGAUUCGUGUUAUAUGGAGUGAGAUAUCUGCCGAAACGUUAAACAAACGUAAUGUUAGAGUCAAAAAUGCAUUUUUUUUUAGGAAAUCUCUAACCUCCAUACUGUUCCAAGUCAAUAUGAAUGGCUGACUAGUACAUGUCAUUUAACCCUAGCAUAGCAAUGUAUAUACAUGGGCCUACACCUUUGUAGAUUGACUCUCAAAACAUUUGCAGAUUCGGGUUAUUAAUGAAAAAGCAUACAUAUGAUAUAUUAUAUGACUAUUUUGUUUUUCUUUUUGAGUGGCCUUCUCAAUUAUGAUUAUUUUUUUCAAAUGUGAAUGAAUGUGUCAAUCAUUGCAUAACUGCUGUUGCUGGUCGAUUAUAACGGACAAGGCUUUCAUACAUUGAUCAAAUCAAACAAAAUUCUGAUUUGUAUACUGUACCAAGACUGACCGAACAAAUACAAUGAAAUGUAUUUCACCAUCAUUUGUAGAUUGAGCUGGGAAAUAUGCCUUGGGUUACAAUGGUACAUACACACGGUACUAUUUAGAAUUACAAAUAAAUAGAUUAUACAAAAUAUAUAUAUCUCAAAUGUGCAAUAUAACAUUCAUCAAACUUCAUUAUGCAUUUUUUAAUUUUUUUUUAAAUGUAGUGAUAAUGAUUGGGAAUUAUUUAGCGUUACAUCAUUGAUGAUUAAUUAAUCCCCCAUUGCACUGAGACCAAAGACCCAUCCCAAUGUUUAUUUUGUCAACAUACUACGGCGUUCUCUACCGUGGAGACCUCUGUGUCCCAUGUUCACAAUCUCUCACUUCAUUCCCCACCAAGUCCAAAUCUAUCUCGCCCCUUGACGUUGAAUCAAACCACUAUUUUCAUAUUGCACUCCCACUUUGAGCACACCACCACAGGCCUACAUUCAACUCAAAACACACGCAGAGACAUAGGCACACACACACACACACACACGCGCAAAUGCUCGUAUAGGAUGAUGAAUCAGCUGCGCCAGAACUCAACACAACUCCAUUCAUAACAAGUCCAUCUACAGAGGUGGAGUUACUGAGCACAGCAACCAUCUACUGAACAUUACGCUUAUUUUCCAAAACAGUGUUAAAGAGUCGAUGGGCUGGGGGGGUGAGGGGGGGGCACACGUGACUACCCUCACAGAUUUUCCAUGCCUACAGCCAAAUACCAUAGUCCCAAAUGCUUCCCUAUUCCCUACAAAGUGCACUAGACAGGGAAUAGGGUGCCAUUUGGGACGCAGACACUGCUUUGAGAUUUGCUCAGUCUUCCCUUGUGGAGAAAUGCUGUGUUGUUUGAGCUCUCUGGGACAUCUGCUUGUUCUGCUGCCACCUAAAACUGCAAAUGUUUUUAUAACCACUCAAACGUAUGUCUCAAAUGGCAUUCUAUCCCCUAUUUAGUGCACUACUUUGGACCAGGACCCAUAGGGCUCUAGUGAAAAGCAGUGUACUUUAAGGGAAUAGGUUGGCAUUUGGGACGCAGGCGAAGUGGCCCGAGGAUAGAGCUGAUAGAGGGGUUUGAGUUUUGUAAACAAACUUGGAGGAUGAAGUGGGGGGCAUUCAGUAGGCCUAAGUGUUCAGUCUGCGUUAGACAGUGAUUGCAACACUUUCAAACUAGUUGUUUGGGAGAAGAAAGCAUAUUCAAGUCACUCCAGUAAUCACUGAAUGGCCUGAUUGCUUUCAACCAACAUUCUCAUAACAUGCUUUUUAGAAUAAGAAAAGCAACAUUUUCUGCGUUUAGACAGGCAGACCAAUUCUGAUCUUUUUUCCACUAAUUGGUCUAAUGACUUAAAACGAACAAUGUAGCUCAUACAGGUACAAGUCUUGUUCCACGGUGAUUGCCUGAACUCAAAAUGGAGGACGGAGGAAGCUGUGACCCUAUGUUUUGUUUUCCGAUCUCAUUACAAAACUCUUUAGGACAUGACAACAAGAGACUCAAAAAUCACACAGUACCCUAGCUGUCUGUAAUUUCUGUAACUACUGUCAUUUUGAUUACAUUUGAAAUAAAGAAUGUUGUUUAAA